Pistacia vera is the source of this 381-nucleotide messenger RNA. RefSeq names its product (E)-beta-farnesene synthase-like. Gene Ontology annotation, molecular function: terpene synthase activity. The record is from RefSeq and is a predicted model, not a curated record. The transcript has 2 exons. The coding region runs from base 6 to 353 and encodes 115 amino acids. NCBI's taxonomy places the organism in Eukaryota, Viridiplantae, Streptophyta, Magnoliopsida, Sapindales, Anacardiaceae.
AAGAAAUGUCGUCCUCUCAAGUUACAGCUGUUCCAACUUCACCACCAAAAACUAUUCGUCAUACUGCUGAUUUCCAUCCCACAAUAUGGGGAGAUCAAUUCCUCAAAGAUACUUCUGAACUCAAGACAAUUGAUCCUACAACUCAAGAAGAUUAUGAGCAACUGAAACAAGAGGUAAGAUGGAUGAUAAUGGAUACAUCACAAACGCAUGCUCAGAAAUUACACUUGAUUGAUGCAAUCCAACGGUUAGGUGUGGAUUAUCACUUUCCAAAAGAGAUAGAUGAUGCUUUGGAGAAAAUUUAUAGUGACAAUAUUGAAUAUAAUGAUCUCUAUACUGUUUCUAUCCAUUUUUGACUUCUUCGACAGCAAGGAAUUAAGAUUG